CAAGAAGAAAGUACACAAAACUGAGCCCGGUGGCCCAGGGGGUGCAAUUUUCGAAGGGUCGGGUGUUUGAAUUUUUCCCUCAAACGGAGGCAGAGAAAACGGCAUGUUCUUCGUCUUUUCGAUCUGAAAAUCAAUCAACAUCGCUCAACUUUAAUUUAUCUAUUGCUAUUAAAUCCUCACUCAAAAUUACGCUACAUGGGUUCCUCAUCAUUUGCUUUGCUUCGCUUAGCAUUUGGAUAAUCAAGAAAGGGACCCCAUUUCCGUUCCACAUCUCUGCUCUGCAAGUUAUUUUAUCUCUUUCCCUCAUCUACUCGCCACAAUAUGCUUCCAAUCCCAUGCUUUCCUUUCUUUUUUACUUUCCCAAUUCUCCUUCCUUCCUUUUAAUCUCUCAUUAAUUUGAAAUCGGUGUUUAUGGAGAUUUUCUAGAUCUGGAUUGUUCAAAUCUUUGCCACUUUUUGGAUUUUUCCAUGGAGUAGGAUCGGCGUUGGUUUCGAGGGAUGGGAUCCAGCGGGAGUAAACCGUCGAGCAGUUCGCUGCCGUCGCCGCCGCCGUCUUCAUCGUCGUUGGCGGCGACUCUGUCGAGUUCCGGGAGAAUCCGGAGGAGGAGAUCCAAAGGCCGGAGAGUUUUCCAGUGUUCUUGCCUUGGGACGCUCUCUGGAUCGCACCAUAGCGACAAUGACGAUAAUGAUUGUGAAAGUGAUAACAAAAAGAAUGCUCAUUAUUGUUCAUCUGCAAAUCAUACUGCUCAAGCAUUAGAUCAGAAGAAAAUUGAGGGUUACAGAAGGGUCAAAGCUGAGGAGUCUGUUGAAGCACCUUGCGUAACGUCGAAUGUUGAACUUGAUGGAUGGGAUCAGACCGGUGGUGCUGUUAUUGCCCCUAGAGCUGGUAGUACUUCUUCCCAUGCAACCUCCCUCGAACCGUUGAAGUCUUCGAGUAACUUCCUUUCUCGCUUUAGUUUCGUUCCCGGUAAUGUAAGCUUCAGACUGAGUAGAGCAAGCAGGUUAGGAUCAUCUAGAUCUUAUCCUUUGUCUUCAACUAAUCUCUCAAUGUUGAAUGACGAAGACGGGCUUCGUUUGUCGAAUGGACCUGUCGGAGGCUUGGAUGAUCGAGAUGAAAUGCAGCAAGGUAGGGACUCGCUUCCUGCAUCCUUAGCUAGUGCAACUCAUACUGAGUAUCAUGGAGAUGGUCCUUCUAAUUUUAGGCUAAAUACACUACCUUCUGAUCUUUCUACUAACUUACAAGACAAUCAGGCAGUUUCUUCUACCCACGAUGUGGCUCGUGAUAAUGCACAAGUAGAGCCUGAUGGUAACGUUUCCCAUCCUCGAAAUCUACCUGAAAAUGAAAGCAGUGAGAUUAGACAAUCUGAUAGACAGACUGGAUCUAGGGAACCAGUUGAACAGAAUUUUCGUUUCAGUCGGACCCUUAGCGUUGGAAGACUCCGUGAUAGGGUUCUUCGUAGAUCAUCGUUAUCUGACUUCACAUUGUGUCCUCAGCAACAAGAGGGAGAGGAGAGAGAUGCUAGUCAGAGUGGCGAUGACCGACAUGUUCGGACUGCUGAGACAAGGGCUUCAUCAUCUGAAGAUAAUGCUAUGACCUCUCCAACAACGUCAGGUUAUCCAGCUUCUAGUCUAUCUAGUUCCCUGUUUAGCACCCAAGAUAAUGAAAUGGAAACCACUCGGCCUCGAGAAGCUAGAUAUCACGAUUUGCUCGAACACCGGUCAAAUUUCCUUGAACGGAGAAGACGAAUACGUUCCCAGGUUCGUGCCCUACAGCGGUUGGGAAGUCGCUUUGAGAACCUAUCUGGGCACGAGAGAUCGUGUAUAUUAUCUGGUCAACAUAGGACCAGUCAUUGUACUUGUCGUAUCAAUAAUCGUGACACAAAUGUAAAUGAUAACACUGAUGCUAGAGCUAGUAUAUCAAGAAUUGUAAUGUUAGCUGAAGCCUUAUUUGAGCAAUCUGUAGUCUUAUCGUCCCGUCCUGCAUCUUCGAUUGGCUCUCUGCCUGCUCCGAACGAUGUUGUAGAUUCUAUGCCCGUUAAAUUUUAUUCCAAGUUGCAAAAGCAUCAAAACGAGGAAGCUGCCCAAUGCUACAUAUGCCUGGUCGAGUACGAUGAAGGAGACAGCAUGAGAGUGUUGCCUUGCCAUCAUGAGUUUCACACAGCGUGUGUCGAUAAGUGGCUGAAGGAAAUCCACAGGGUAUGCCCCCUCUGUCGAGGUGACAUAUGCAGCAGCAGAUCGGAUGCGUUACCAGACGAUGUCACGUGAAGGCAAUUCAUUUCGAAAACCCGCUGUCUGUGAUUCUUUUUGGUUGGCUGGUGAGAAUAUUGUAAGGGAAAAGAUGAUGAAUGGGUAUGAAAAUGAUGCUGAAAUUCUGGUUUUUGUUCUAUGAUUUGUGGUGUCCUUUUAUAAGUAUUGACUUGCUAGAGUGUUGUAAUGAAAAUGGACCCAAAAGAGAAUCUCAUGAGCCUUCUUCUCCUAUCCAAGAUUGUGAAUAAGAUAAUGAAAGUCUUUUCUCUACA
This is a messenger RNA of Cucurbita moschata (crookneck pumpkin), 2518 nucleotides long. RefSeq lists its product as uncharacterized. The transcript has 6 exons. The record is from RefSeq and is a predicted model, not a curated record. NCBI's taxonomy places the organism in Eukaryota, Viridiplantae, Streptophyta, Magnoliopsida, Cucurbitales, Cucurbitaceae. The coding region runs from base 498 to 2264 and encodes 588 amino acids.